Anguilla anguilla (European eel) is the source of this 2641-nucleotide messenger RNA. Its product is annotated as deleted in malignant brain tumors 1 protein-like. Gene Ontology annotation, cellular component: membrane. Bases 140 to 2551 code for a protein of 803 amino acids. The record is from RefSeq and is a predicted model, not a curated record. NCBI's taxonomy places the organism in Eukaryota, Metazoa, Chordata, Actinopteri, Anguilliformes, Anguillidae. The transcript has 15 exons.
UGCCAAUGGUACCUCGCUGAGGUAUUGCAGCCAACUUCUGAGGAGCUAUAAAUCCAUGUGUUCAGAGGAGACUGACAUACCACCUUGAAGAUUGACUGUACAUUUUGCAUAGUCACUGGAAACUCAAGAAGUCUGAAGAAUGAUGAUCUCAGGAGCAGCACUGUUACUCCUAUGGAUAUCUAUAUUCUCAACUAGUGAUACAGCCGGUGCCCAGAUCAGACUGGUGAAUGGAGGAGAUCAGUGCUCUGGCAGGGUCGAGGUCUACCAUGAUGGCCAAUGGGGAACUGUGUGUGAUGACAUCUGGAACAUAAACAACGCUGAGGUGGUGUGUAGACAGGUGGGCUGUGGCAGAGCUCUGGCUGCUCAAAGCAGUGCCCACUUUGGACAGGGCAGCGGGCCCAUCUGGUUGGAUGAUGUGAGGUGUUCGGGAAGUGAAUCCUCCCUGACACAGUGCCCACACCCUGGGGUUGGCUCACACAACUGUGGUCACCAUGAAGAUGCUGGUGUGGUUUGCUCGGCUGGAGCCCAGAUCAGACUGGUGAAUGGAGGUGACCAAUGCUCUGGCAGAGUGGAGAUCUACCAUGAUGGCCAGUGGGGAACGGUGUGUGAUGAUGUCUGGAACAUAAACAACGCUGAGGUGGUGUGUAGACAGGUGGGCUGUGGCAGAGCUGUGGCUGCUCCAAACUUCGCCCACUUUGGACAGGGCAGCGGGCCCAUCUGGUUGGAUGAUGUGAGGUGUUCAGGAAGUGAAUCCUCCCUGACACAGUGCCCACACCCUGGGUUUGGGUCACACAACUGUGGUCACCAUGAAGAUGCUGGUGUGGUUUGCUCAGCUGGUGCCCAGAUUAGACUGGUGAAUGGAGGUGAACAAUGCUCUGGCAGAGUGGAGAUCUACCAUGAAGGCCAGUGGGGAACGGUGUGUGAUGAUGUCUGGAACAUAAACAACGCUGAGGUGGUGUGUAGACAGGUGGGCUGUGGCAGAGCUCUGGCUGCUCCAAACUUCGCCCACUUUGGACAGGGCAGCGGGCCCAUCUGGUUGGAUGAUGUGAGGUGUUCAGGAAGUGAAUCUGCCCUGACACAGUGCCAGCACCCUGGGUUUGGGUCACACAACUGUGGUCACAGUGAAGAUGCUGGCGUGGUUUGCUCAGGGAGUAGGUCCAUAAAUGCAAGUUUGGUGAAUACAACACCAGCCCUAAUACCUGGUAUCAACGUCAGUUCAGAAGCAUCAAGCUCAACAAGUUCCAGCGGCAGUAUCACAACAUCAUUUCCCGGAUCCAGCCUUACCAGUGCUGCCAACAAUGUCACAUUUCCAGUGACCUCUUUAACCACCGGUGCCCAGAUCAGACUGGUGAAUGGAGGAGAUCAGUGCUCUGGCAGGGUCGAGGUCUACCAUGAUGGCCAAUGGGGAACGGUGUGUGAUGACAUCUGGAACAUAAACAACGCUGAGGUGGUGUGUAGACAGGUGGGCUGUGGCAGAGCUCUGGCUGCUCAAAGCAGUGCCCACUUUGGACAGGGCAGCGGGCCCAUCUGGUUGGAUGAUGUGAGGUGCUCUGGAAACGAAUCCUCCCUGACACAGUGCCCACACCCUGGGGUUGGCUCACACAACUGUGGUCACCAUGAAGAUGCUGGUGUGGUUUGCUCAGAUCCAGCUUGGGGGGCCAGGCAGUUAAGCUUCGGAGAGUCGCCAAUCCAGGUGUUGCAAACCCGGGAGCUGGUGUGUGAGAGUAGCUUCAUGCAGGCGGGGUUAGACAGAGCUCACCUGGAGGCUGUAGGUCUGGACCCAUCGAGCGCACACCUGGCCGACUUCCGCUGCACCGCGCACCAGGAGAACAACGGCAUGUUGUGGUUUCGGGUGGAGCGCAGAGGGGGGAACUGUGGGACUCAGCUGAGGACAAACAGCACCCAUGCCAUUUAUUCAAACAGUUUAUUUGUUUACCCCAUUAACGCGGAAAACGGAAAUUUGUCAGUCCCGGAGAGAUUUCCAUUCUCCUGCGUAUAUCCUCUGGAUGCUGAGUCCAACCUGGAUGUGGCCGUCAGACCCGAUUUGUCAGUGGAGGGAGCAGUGGUGCAGGCAGGCUCCAGGCCCAGGGCAGCCAUGGCUCUCUACCGCAACGCUGACUACACAGACCCCUACUCCGCGGGCGCGGUCGUCCUGCCCCUUGGCUCCGCCCUCCAUGUGGGCGUGUCUGCAGAGGAGGCAGCUUCAGACAGGUUUGCUGUCGUUCUGGAAAACUGCUACGCCACGCCCACUGCUGACUCGGAUGGCCCCGUACGCUUCUUCCUGAUUCAGAACAGGUGCCCUAGCAACAGUCGCCUGGUGAAAGUGGAAGAAAGUGGACCCUCUCUCCCCGGCCGUUUCACUAUCUUGGUGAACUUAUUCUCUGGUGACUAUGACACCAUCUACCUGCACUGCAGCCUGAGCAUGUGCGACCCCACACAGGCCGGCUGCUCCCAGACAUGCAGGUCCAGAGUGUCCCGUUCCAUCUCCCUCGAGAAUCGCAUGACCAUCGGACCCAUCUCCUGGGAGAAGACAGCCAAGAGGAUGACUUAGCAUUCGCAGGAGCUUAAAAUGAACGAGUCUUCGUCCUGUUCCUGCGCCAUCUUUGUUUCUGCCUGUUUUGAUUGGUCACUUGGGUUUCAG